Molecule: messenger RNA, 2235 nt
Organism: Diatraea saccharalis (sugarcane borer)
Lineage: Eukaryota; Metazoa; Arthropoda; Insecta; Lepidoptera; Crambidae
Source: the annotation of a GenBank genome assembly
CGAUACUAUCUAACGCACUAAUAACUGAAUACAUAGUGUGACGUAGUGUCUCCCUCUUGGUUUUUGAUAACUGUUUAGUACUUAUGAAAACAAGUUUGGUGGUGAACAAAAAAAUAUUUGUUAGAAUAAUGCCAGACGGGCUCUCAAAGAAAAUUGUAAAAGUUGUUGUGUUAGGAGAUAUUGGGCGAAGUCCACGUAUGCAGUAUCAUGUCUUAUCUCUUGCUAGCAGCGGUCAUAAAGUAAAUGUCAUUGGAUACUGUGAUACACAACCUCUUGCAGAGUUAUCGGGAAAUAACGACGUCGUUGUUACAGAACUGAAACCCGUAUUAUUUAAUAAAGGACCUAAGAUACUUCAGUAUGCUGUUAAAGCUAUCUGGCAAGCUCUAAGCUUGUUAAUUACAUUAUUCGUUACUGGAAAGUGUGAUUAUUUACUUUGUCAAAAUCCCCCAGCCAUACCAACACUGCCAGUGUGCCGUUUCUACUGUUUAGUUACUAGGACUCGCUUCAUUAUUGACUGGCAUAACUAUGCUUAUUCUAUCAUGGCUUUAUCAAUGCAUCCUAAACAUCCUUUAGUGAAAAUAUCUAUGUUUAUUGAGAGAUUUUUUGGUCAAUCAUCUGACCAUAAUCUUUGUGUUACUAAUGCCAUGAAAGAAGAUUUAUUACAGCAAUGGAACAUUGUUUCUAAAGUCCUUUAUGAUAGACCACCAAAAAUAUUUCAUCCUAUUGCAAUUGAAGAUAAACACAUGUGGUUUGUUAAGAUUAGUCAACAGUAUCCUGAAUUCAGAACAGUAGGAUUACCUCCUGUAGAACAAACUGAGGUGACUGCAACUGCUUUUACACAAUCUAUAGGAAAUCGGGUUACAUUGAGAAAGGAUAGGCCAGGGCUUUUGUUUAGCAGCACAAGUUGGACACCAGAUGAAGAUUUCACUGUAUUAAUGGAUGCUCUUCAAGUUUAUGAGACAACUUACAACCUCAGCAAAAAAUUGCCCAAGUUGUUAUGUGUGAUAACUGGUAAAGGUCCAUUGAAGGAGUUCUAUAUGCAACAGUUGUCAAGAAAACAAUGGCAACAUGUCAAAGUGGUGACACCUUGGUUGGAGGCUUGUGAUUAUCCUAAAAUGGUCGCUAGUGCCGACUUAGGAGUCUGCCUACACACUAGCUCAUCUGGUUUAGAUUUACCAAUGAAAGUUGUUGAUAUGUUUGGAGCUGGAUUGCCAGUGUGUGCAUUUGAUUUUAAAUGCUUACAUGAACUAGUUGAAGAUGGCGUGAAUGGAUACACAUUUAGCAAUAGUGAUGAGCUAUCUAAACAGAUUGUGAGAUGGUUUGAAGAUUUCCCUAGCAAUGAGAAGCAGAAUAGGAUUUGUGAAGAGAUGAAGAAUGAAUUAGACAAAUUCCAAAAAUCUCGAUGGGAAGACAAUUGGAACUUGAGAGCAAAAGAGUUUUUUGAAUGACAAAUUAUUUGACAUGCUUUAUAAUAUAAGGGACCAAGUGAUGUAAAAUUAAAAUAAAUGUGUCUUGAUAUAAAAAAAAACUCCUUUUUCAUAAUUUUAAUUUUUAUAAAAAUUAUUAAUAUGUAACUUCAUACACUGCAAUUUUAACUGCACAUAUGGUUGCACUUAAACUAAUAGUCUUUCUAUUUCUUGUUGAAUACUUUCAAUUUGUGGAGACAAUUGUGAACCCUCAUUAAUUGUAAUAGAACAGGCAAUAAUUGGCCGGGAGACACCACAUGCCCUGCCCAAAGCUUGCUUGGAUCUCACAAACACAUAUGGCACAUUUUUGUCCUCACAUAGAAUUGGAAUGUGUAAGACUAUUUCCAAAGGUUCAGUAUCAGCUGCCAUAAUAAUAAACUCUGAAAGACCUCGAUUCAAAGUCUUAGUAGCCUCAUUGGCACCUUUACGCAACUGCUUAUAGUUUGAAGCUUGUUGCACCAGAUUCAGAAUUUUCGCAGUCAAGGGUGCGUCUGCUAACGGAUACGCUUUUGGAUUAACUGCAGCUUCAGUUUCAGUCUGUAAAUAGGAAAAAAUUUAUUAUCUACGUGCUAAAUAUGAAACAAACCUCUCGGCGAUUAAAUCGCUUCACUGAGGAAUUCUACUAUCUUUCAGUUUGGUUUUAGUUGCAAACAAAAACUGCAACAAGGCAAGGUACAGUAAUCCACUGAUUAACAAUAUAUUGCUAGCUACAGCAAUCGAAAGACGAAAACGCUUGUAUAAACACACAGACGUAUAAACACAACGCGCU